Lycium barbarum (goji berry) is the source of this 693-nucleotide messenger RNA. RefSeq names its product pathogenesis-related protein PR-4A. The transcript has 2 exons. The record is from RefSeq and is a predicted model, not a curated record. Gene Ontology annotation, molecular function: RNA nuclease activity. NCBI's taxonomy places the organism in Eukaryota, Viridiplantae, Streptophyta, Magnoliopsida, Solanales, Solanaceae. Gene Ontology annotation, biological process: defense response to fungus; defense response to bacterium. Bases 48 to 485 code for a protein of 145 amino acids.
CUUCACCAUUAAUUCACAGAUCAAACCCACAAGAAAUUAAAAUCACAAUGGAGAGAGUUAACAAGUUGUGUGUAGCAUUUUUUAUGAUCAGCAUGAUGAUUGCAAUGGCCUCGGCACAGAGUGCUACUAACGUGAGAGCAACAUACCAUCUUUACAAUCCGCAAAACAUAAACUGGGAUUUGAGAACAGCCAGCGCUUUCUGCGCUACUUGGGAUGCUGACAAGCCUCUCGCUUGGCGCCAGAAGUAUGGCUGGACCGCUUUUUGCGGUCCAGCUGGUCCUCGUGGCCAAGAUUCAUGCGGUAAAUGCCUGAGGGUGACAAACACAGGAACAGGAACACAAGCAACAGUGAGAAUAGUAGAUCAAUGCAGCAAUGGAGGACUUGAUUUGGAUGUGAACGUGUUUAACCAAUUAGACACUAAUGGAUUGGGCAACCAGCAAGGCCACCUUACUGUCAACUACGAAUUUGUCAACUGCAAUGACUAAGCUACCUCUUCCACAAAAUUAAAGCACCAUCAUCAAUAAUAUAAACCACGAUCGAGAUUGAUGUUUAGAAUAAAAGGGACUGAGCUUUUAAUAGUAGUAUAAUUUUAUGAAAGCUUUACACCACGUACUUAAUUGUAUGCCAUUCACGAUUAAUAGAAUAAAGUUAUUGCUAGUACUUAAUACUAUGAAGUGGAUGAAUACUUGUGUA